GCUAAUUUCAGUGUGUGGGGGGAUUAGAGGAGCAUGGUUGCUCAGCUGCAAUCCUGUCUCAGGCCCCUUUCCUGCAUCCCAGGGGAGCUGUGGAGCCAGCCCGGGGUGCAGUUAUUCCGAGCACAACAUCACAUGGUCUCAGAGACGCUCUUAAUAAAUUCUGACCAGCAACACAGCCAACAGCUUUGGCUCAAAAUAAAACAGCUACCCAGGAUCUCAACACAGCAAGGGAGCAUCUUGUCCAGCCGAGAAGACAGGAGCUGUGGUACCCAGCAAAAAUGACCGACAAAAGCCCCUUCGAAACGGAUAUGCUGACCCUGACGCGAUUUGUUAUGGAGAAGGGACGCCGCGUGAAGGGAGCGACAGGGGAGCUGACACAGCUGCUCAACUCCAUGCUGACUGCCAUAAAGGCCAUUUCCUCUGCUGUCAGAAAGGCAGGCCUUGCCCACAUGUUUGGCAUAGCUGGCACUGUGAAUGUGACGGGUGAUGAGGUGAAGAAGCUGGAUGUACUAUCCAACUCCCUGGUGAUUAAUAUGCUCCAGUCCUCCUACAGCACCUGCGUCCUGGUCACGGAGGAGAACAAGGAUGCCAUCAUCACCCCGGCAGACAGGCGGGGUAAAUAUGUGGUGUGCUUUGACCCCCUUGAUGGUUCAUCCAACAUAGACUGCUUGGCGCCAAUAGGAACAAUAUUUGCAAUCUACAAAAAGGAAACAGAUGAAGAGCCCUCUGAAAAAGAUGCUUUACAGCCYGGUCGCAAUAUUGUUGCUGCAGGCUACGCCCUGUAUGGCAGUGCUACGCUGGUYGCCCUCUCCACAGGGCAAGGAGUGGACUGCUUCAUGCUCGAUCCGGGUCUUGGUGAAUUUAUUUUGGUGGACAGAGAUGUUAAAAUCAAGAAGAAAGGGAAGGUAUACAGUCUCAAUGAAGGUUAUGCGAAGUAUUUUGAUCCUGCAAUGACAGAAUAUUUGCAAAAGAAGAAAUUCCCUGAGGAUGGCAGCUCCCCAUAUGGUGCCAGGUAUGUGGGCUCCAUGGUAGCUGAUGUUCACCGUACACUGAUGUAUGGUGGGAUCUUCAUGUAUCCUGCUAAUCAGAAGAGUCCAAAAGGAAAGCUCCGACUUCUCUAUGAAUGCAACCCUAUGGCUUUCAUCAUUGAGCAGGCAGGUGGGAUGGCAACCACAGGGACUGAAGCAGUGYUGGAUGUGAAACCUGAGAAUAUUCACCAGAGGGUUCCUCUUAUACUYGGCUCUCCAGAUGAUGUGCAAGAAUACCUUGCCUGUGUACAGAAACACCAGAAGAGCAGCUAAAGGCUUUCCACAUCAGACCUUUCUUGUCCGUUUUCAUUCUUCAGGAAAAGCUUUACCUUUCAAAAUGGUGGAUUCYAGCAACCACCACUCCGUGAAAGUCCUACUUUACAAGAACAAUAGUGAGAUUUCAUUUCUUCUUGCAGGCAAGUUUAAAAAUCCUUUAAUUCUGAUUUAUGCAGGGCAAGUGCAGAGACAGAGUGAGGAUUUUCAGACAGAAACUACUUACUUUAUAUAAUAUUUAAAAAGAAAGUGAAUUGUGUCAGUUUCCCCAUUUGAUCUGAAGCUUUAYAUGUGGCAUUGCAUGGAUAGCAUGGUUUGAGACAGAAUUGCCACAUCAGUAUUUGCAAUGCCAUUAUCUGAAUUUUCUGUCAGAAGCUUUCAUGCAGGUGCUUUUUAUCUUGAAAGCCCUAAGAAGAGCAGAAAUCUCAUGCUGUCUGAAACAGUAUUUUUAAGAUGCAAAUUAUACGUUUUUUGGUAAUUAAUAGAGAUGAAAAGGCUGCAGCGUAGCCAGGGUAUUUCACUUCUCAUAAGAACAGGAAAUAUUGUUGUGUUAUUUACAGAAAAAUUUCAAYAGCACAAAUACAAUAAACCAAUGCUAUGGAUGUGACACCCAAAUCAUGCCUAUUCUGUUGAUCCAUUGUCCUGUGCAACAGCAGAGGAGACAAAGACACUGUUUUACCUCCAUUUUCUCUUACUUUGAAAAGUUCUCA
Messenger RNA from Malurus melanocephalus (red-backed fairy wren), 2011 nucleotides. Its product is annotated as fructose-1,6-bisphosphatase isozyme 2. Gene Ontology annotation, cellular component: cytoplasm; cytosol. The transcript is spliced from 7 exons. Gene Ontology annotation, molecular function: fructose 1,6-bisphosphate 1-phosphatase activity. Bases 279 to 1301 code for a protein of 340 amino acids. Gene Ontology annotation, biological process: fructose 6-phosphate metabolic process; gluconeogenesis; sucrose biosynthetic process. The record is from RefSeq and is a predicted model, not a curated record. Lineage: Eukaryota; Metazoa; Chordata; Aves; Passeriformes; Maluridae.